AUGGGUACGAACGGAUUUGUAGCCUCCCACAUCCUCUUCGGGCUAGUAGAACGAAAUUACCAUAUCGUCGCCACCGUCCAGGCAGAAGGGGCCUACGAUGAGGCUUUUAGAGAUGGAGGCUUCGACUACAUCAUCCAUAAUGCCUCCCCUCUCAACUUUACAAUGGGCUCACUUUUACGAACGGCUCGUUUGAUUACUUGUGCACAUAAGAGCGGUGGCCCAAGUCUAAAGCGAUUCGUCCUUCUUGGUAGUGCAGUCGCAGUCCUCAAUGAAUUCGAAGAUAUAAGCAUAGCCGAGAAGCUGUACACGGAAGUGGACUGGAAUCCAGUCACCGCCGAGCACGGGAUCGAAAAAAAGGAACAUUAUCACAAGAUACAACCAUCGAAGAAGCUUGACGAACAAGCGGGACGGAGGUACAUGGAAGAGCACAAUCUUAACUUUGAUCUCGCAGUCAUCAAUCUGGAUAUCAUUAUUGGGCCGAUGUUUCAGAACGUACCAGGGCCGCAUAGCGCCAACGAAACUAAUGAAAUCGCGAUCUAUAAUUUCAUGAAUGGGAAAUAUACGUCCAUCGAUGGCCUGAAGUAUCCUUUCUAUCAUUUCGUCGAUGUCCGCGACGUCGCCCUUGCGCACAUUCUAGUAAGAACAAUAUCGGCAGCUGGCACUAAGCGCAUUAUCCUCGUCAGCGGACUUAUAUCCCCCCAAAUCAUCAUUAAUACAACCCGAAAGCACUUCCCGGAGCUCAAAGACCGCAUCAUAGAAGGCCAUCCAGAGCAACUGCUUCCUCCGGGCGUGGACCCGACGGGCUGGGAUUCAUCAAGGAGUCUGGAGAUCUUUGGACCGGAUUGGAAGUAA
This is a messenger RNA of Lindgomyces ingoldianus, 852 nucleotides long. RefSeq lists its product as uncharacterized. The transcript is spliced from 5 exons. The coding region runs from base 1 to 852 and encodes 283 amino acids. Lineage: Eukaryota; Fungi; Ascomycota; Dothideomycetes; Pleosporales; Lindgomycetaceae. The record is from RefSeq and is a predicted model, not a curated record. Gene Ontology annotation, molecular function: oxidoreductase activity, acting on the CH-OH group of donors, NAD or NADP as acceptor.